Molecule: messenger RNA, 651 nt
Organism: Phytophthora nicotianae INRA-310
Lineage: Eukaryota; Oomycota; Peronosporomycetes; Peronosporales; Peronosporaceae
Exons: 2
Coding region: 1-651 (216 amino acids)
Source: RefSeq, a predicted model, not a curated record
AUGCCAUCCGGUCCUCUAUCGGACGCUGAGCUGUUGGCUUUGCAGCCCACUACGGUUCCUCGAUCGGAAUGGAUUCCCGGUUAUCGCGAUCGUCGCAGCUUCCGCGGCCACGACAUCGUCCCCUGGUCGGCACAGGAUAUCCGGCAGACCAGCAUCGUAGAGAUGGAUGCGGAUCUGCUGUUUCACCGCUACACUAAGCCGAUGGAGUGGCUAAUUCCGCUUCGUGAUCCUGUGCAUCCGCUUGGAAACUGGCGAGAUGAUCUAGUGGAUGAGAGCAACGUGCGCGACUUGAUUGAGUCUGCUCCGUGGGAGAUCCUUGCUGCCCCGCUCGACCCUCUCCCGUUCAAGAAUCGGGGUUGGUUCCGGCACAUAAAGCGGCUUUACACUUCUUACGAGACUGAUCAUCUUCGGGCUUAUUGGGACUCCACCCACGCCUUUCCGGUGAGCAUCACCAAACAUCGCGCCAGUCGAUACUUGGACGCGUUCUACACCGAUCGUAAGCAGCGUCGAUCCAGAGCUGGCGCCCGGUGGAAGUCGUUUCUUCAACAGGUGCUAAUCGGCUUGCUCCGGGGUUACUGCGACCUUGGCCUGUUGUUGGAUCCCUUCUUCCUGCAUUUUCCUCGACCCGGCGAGGCAGGUGCCUGCGCUUGA